This is a messenger RNA of Dunckerocampus dactyliophorus (ringed pipefish), 4998 nucleotides long. Its product is annotated as sodium- and chloride-dependent transporter XTRP3-like. Gene Ontology annotation, molecular function: L-proline transmembrane transporter activity. Lineage: Eukaryota; Metazoa; Chordata; Actinopteri; Syngnathiformes; Syngnathidae. Gene Ontology annotation, biological process: sodium ion transmembrane transport. The record is from RefSeq and is a predicted model, not a curated record. Bases 2310 to 3977 code for a protein of 555 amino acids. The transcript has 12 exons. Gene Ontology annotation, cellular component: plasma membrane.
UGGCCGGGGAGAGGGAAGCCUGAGCUUCCCUGCUUAGGCUGCUGCCCCCGUGACCCGACCUUGGAUAAGCGGUAGAAGAUAAAUGGAUGGAUGAUGUGCCAAGUCACCUUGGUCAAGUUCCCAUCUGAGAAUACGCAGCUUUCAACAGUCAUGUGCUGACUGCAAGUGCAGUUAGAUUAGUAAAUACAUUUGGAAACUACAGUCAUUCACAUCAGUGCUUCUCAAAUAGCAGGGCGGGUCCCCUUUGGGGGGGGCGUGAGAGGCAGGGAGGACUUUCAAUAUUAGUGCGGACCUGCCAACAUGUCCGAAUUUUUUGUACAUGCCGAUCGACUGCUAUUAAGCUCACCUCAACAGGGGGACUGGUAGGAAUGGAAUACAUGAGGUCCCCAACUUACGAACACAAUUGGUUCCAGACGACCGUUCUUACGUUAAAUUGUUCUUAAGUAGGGGAAAAGGUAGUAUUACCAAUGAUAUAGGUACUACAUGUACGUGUAUACAUAUACUGUAUAUGUGUAUGUAUGGAAAUAUGAGUUUGGAUGCAGUAGUAAUAUUAAACGAGGAUAAUUAAUGAAAAAAAAUAAUAAAAGUGAUAUAUAAUAAUACGUACUGAUAAAUGUUAUUUACCUUUGAAGAGGAGUGGUCGAGCAUGCGUCGUCGUGGUGGUGGAGGAGGAGUUAUUGAAAAAAGGACAAAUGGUGGUGGUGGUUAGACUCUUCUAAAAGAGGUAGUGUUCUGUGGGUGGUGUAGAAUUAAGCAGGCCUAUUAACUCUUCAUAAACUUCAAUCACAUGCUCUGUCCGGGUUGUAUAAUUUAGCUUUCCAUUUAGCUUUACACUGUCUCUCCCCAGUCUAACUCUUCCUCUGUUGGUCUCAUUAGCUCUAAGGCUGCAUUAGCAGUGUCACAGUGCCCUCUACUGGUCAAGCAUGUCCAGUAGCAGUAUAAAUACUGAUUGAGCGACUACAAGGCAAAAUAAAAUAAAAUAUAGACCAGUCGGCUUGUGUUCGUAUCCGCGAAUGUUCGCCAGUCGGGUGUUCGUAAGUUGGGCACCUGGUGUAUUUUCCACUCUGUUUUUUUUACAAAGUACGGCAACGUGCUUAUCAAUAGGGGACCUGGUCGCCACCGACACCUAGUGGCCAAUGUAGAAUACAGUACUAGAUUCACAAUGACUGCUUCUUCUGCGUUGUGUUUCAGUUCAUCGAGACAUUUUUAUGCUUGAAAAUGCUUCAUUUAGGACAAGAAUAAGUACAAUUUGCUAAAAUAUGCACUUCUUUUUUUAAAUUUUUUUUUUUACCAAUAAUAGGCCCUAUUCAACUACCAAACGGUGAUCAUUUAGUAAUUAAUUUUUGAAAAAAAGUGAUACAGGAGGGAGUGAUAAUGCACCGCUAUAUUGCAAGGGACGUGUAAUGGAAACAGUGCACUUAUUUCCUGAUGGCACACAUUUUGACAGCGUACUAUUAUAAAAUAAUGUUCGGGAAAAAUUAUGGUGAAUCAGGCAAUUACUGAUCUUCCACAAUCAUUUCCACCACUGUGGCGCAACCGUGUUAUUUUACUAGCGUGCUUUUAUUUUGAAUGUCUCACAUUCGAUGUUACCCGAGAAAACCGGAAGCUGUGCUGAAGCAGUGAAUAUUUUUUUUUUCUUCAUUAAAGUUAAAAUACAGGACACUAUUAAAGAAAGGCGAAAUACAAAAAUAUAGUUGAUUUCUCGGUGAAAAAAGGAGGCUUGGCGAAGUGCUGUCCCAAAUUCAGUACUCACCGUACACUUACCGGAAAUGACGAUCGCAAUAUGCAAUACGCUUUGCAUUGGUAGGACCUCCCGCAGCCGUCGGUUUCCGAAACUAACCAAGCAUAAGUUUCCAUUUUGGCCCUAAAAUAAAUAGUAAAGUUAAAAAACACAUUUUAUUUCACUUUCCACUGAGCGAUUUCCCCAGUAAAAGCGAUAUUUGGGUUCCUUCAACUUGAUCAAUCAACAUUUUGAGUUGUGGUUUAUUUAAACACAUUGUGACGCCGUCCUUCAUCUUUCCGAGUGCUCAUUUUAAGUCUAAUCCUUUAUCCACUGCAGCCGUCUGUAUACUGAUCAUUCUCACCUUGCCCCCGUUCAGUGUUUCCGGUGUUUCGCCAAACAAAGUCCAAGGGUGGUCUUCACGAAGAUCUCAUGGCGUCUCUGCUCAAGGUCUACGUCGUCGUCGUAUUCGAGUUCGCUGGAGCACCUCAUCCACACCAACACUCCGGCUAGAGUUCAUCCCUCCAACCCUCAUGGAGCAACAACGCUACAUGCUGAUGGACGGAGUUUCUUGAUUCCGUAUCUGCUGAUGCUGUUUGUAGAGGGUGUGCCGUUGUUCUACAUGGAGCUCGCCGUUGGUCAGAAGAUGCGCUUGGGAAGCAUCGGGGCUUGGCACGCAAUUAGCCCAUAUUUGGGUGGAGUGGGACUUGCUAGUGUUGUGGCAUCCCUGUAUAUUUGCCUCUACUACAACAUCAUCAAUGCAUGGAGUUUCUGGUACCUCUUUAAUUCAUUUCAAUCUGUCCUGCCUUGGUCACAGUGUCCUGUUAAUGCCAACUUGACAGGACCCGUAGAAGAGUGCCAAAAGGCUUCUUCCACACAGUACUUCUUUUUCAGGGAAACACUGAACAUUUCCCCUAUGAUUGAAGACACCGGAGGCAUGCAGACAAGCCAGGUUUUGUGCCUCCUGCUUGCCUGGGCGAUCACCUACCUGUUCAUUAUACACGGAGUAAAGUCAUCAGGGAAGGUGGUUUACUUCACUGCCACAUUUCCCUACGUGGUCCUCAUCAUCUACCUGGUCAGGGGUUUAACUCUUCCUGGCGCCAUCAAUGGUAUCAAAUACAUGUUCACCCCCAAGCUGCAAGAACUGGCCAACCCGCUGACGUGGAUCAACGCCGCCACUCAGAUCUUUUAUUCCCUGGGGUUGGGCAGCGGGUCGCUCAUAGCGUUUUCCAGCUACAACGAGUACCACAACAACUUUGAGCACCAAGCCGUCAUUGUCGCCCUCAUCAACAGCGGAACUUCCAUCUUCGCUUCCAUCGUCACUUUUUCCAUCUACGGGUUCAAAGCCACAGUGAACUAUGAGAACUGCCUGGAGAGGACACGUAUAUUGCUGCUGAAUGCCUUUGACCUUGCAGAGGAGACUAUCAGCAUAAACAAUGUGUUCGACUGGGUUAUCAAACUCAAUGCAUCACACCCAGAGCAGUUUGCUGAACUUGGCAAUAAACUGGAAGGCUGUGACCUGACGACUGAACUAGAUACGGCAGUGGAAGGGGUUGGUCUCGCCUUCAUUUUGUACACUGAAGCCAUUCAAAACAUGCCACUGCCUCAGAUAUGGUCAGUGCUGUAUUUUUCAAUGCUGCUGCUUCUGGGCAUGGGCACCAUGCUGGGCAACGUCACUGCCAUCACCACCCCGCUACGAGACUUUAAGUUCCUGGCUGGCGUUCGCACCGAGGUGUUGAACGGUACAGUGUGUCUGGUGUUGAUGCUGCUCGGCCUGGGCUUCACCACCCCUUCAGGGAAUUACUGGUUUAGCAUGUUCAAUGACUAUGCGGCCAGUUUGUCCCUCCUCUUCAUGGUCCUCAUUGAGAUCGUCAUCAUCAGUUACAUCUACGGAAUUAAAAGGUUUGAAAAGGACAUAGAAGACAUGCUAGGCCACCGGCCCAAUUGGUUCUUCAAGAUCAUGUGGGUGGCAGUCAGUCCCCUUGUCCUCAUCGUUCUCAUCAUCUUCUAUAUUGUCAGCUACAUCAGAGGAGGGGCACCCACCUACCAAGCAUGGGACAAAGAGCUGGGAAAGACGGUGCUGACCAACUAUUCCGUCUUUGGUCAAGUCUUCAUCGGCUUGCUGCUGGCGUCUGCAGUGAGCUGUGUUCCUCUCACAGCUCUGCACGUGUACUGCAGGAACAGAAAACACGGCGACAUCAAAGACGAGGUCAGGACUGAAUCUGCUUUGUCUACCCGGUUUACGGUGAUACGGUAGAUCCCUGCUAUUCACCGCCGUUUACAUUCCGGGACCAGCAGCAAACGGUCAAAUUGAGAUGCGUAAUUGAUACGUCCAUAAAAAUGUCCAUUUUUGACACACGGCUCGCUCCUCCCCCUCCAAACCCUCCCGCUAUCUUGACGUUGAUGUUCUCCGAUCAACAUUUGCAAUAAAAGCUGUACAUUUGACCUGUUUUAUCACAUAUUUAUAAAUGAUGACCGUCUGAGGGUGAAUGACAGGUGCUUCCUGCAGGGCAGCGAAUGCUGAAUGGCAAAUGCGCAGGGAACCACAGUACAUGUUAUUCACGGCAGCGUUCACACCUUUCCGCGGCCUCUACAUUGCGCCAUUUUCCAAUAAAAAUAUCACCGCACUUACUGUGACUUUCCACUCACUGCAUUCAAAACCAACUGAGCCCCACACCGGCAAGCAUUUGGACGACAAAGGCAAGAAGCUACACAGGCCUUAGCGCCUGAGAGAGUGGCAGCAUGUCACAGUAGCGCCUGAGAUUUCCACCCUUUUCAAUAGAAGGGCAGCGGAGCUCAUCCUCCAACAGACUCCUCCAGUUCCGUUCCCACAGUAAACGCGACAGGACUUCAUUUAUUCCACAUGCCAUCCGGCUCUACAAUACCUCACCUGCAGUUGAGCUACUGUAGCCAAGCAAUUUCCCUUGUGGAUCAAUAAAGUCUGUCUAAGUCUAAGUAGAUGGGGAGAAAGAAAGACCGAUAGAGGGAUUGGAGGAGGGAUACGAAAACAAGGCGAGCAUCAGUGUUGUUAGAGAUGGCUAGAAUCAACAACAGAAGCGCUGUCGAAUUAAACAAUAGAGGCACUGAUGAACAGCUGGGCUGCACGGUGGCCUAGUGGUUAGCAUGUUGGCCACACAGUCAGGAGAUCUGGGUUUGAAUCUCCAUCUGCCUUAUCAUUUCUUAUCCAGUUGUAUCUUUUCUUUUGCCACAGAAAAGGAAAUGUCCAUCAGAAAUAACUACUUUGCCACUACUUUCAUAUCAUGCAUGAGUAGUGAUGU